Molecule: messenger RNA, 2604 nt
Organism: Rhopalosiphum maidis (corn leaf aphid)
Lineage: Eukaryota; Metazoa; Arthropoda; Insecta; Hemiptera; Aphididae
Product: putative fatty acyl-CoA reductase CG5065
Exons: 6
Coding region: 203-1108 (301 amino acids)
Biological process (GO): long-chain fatty-acyl-CoA metabolic process
Cellular component (GO): peroxisome
Molecular function (GO): alcohol-forming very long-chain fatty acyl-CoA reductase (NADP+) activity
Source: RefSeq, a predicted model, not a curated record
GGCCUUUGUACACGUUUCCACUGCGUAUUGUAAUUGCAACCGGCAAGAUGUUGAAGAACAUUUGUAUCCCAUUCCUGCAGACCCAGAAAAAAUUAUUCAAUGUGUCGACUGUCUUGAUGAAGAUCUUCUGGAAUCUAUAACACCAAAGAUUAUCAAAGGAUGGCCAAACACAUACACGUUCACGAAAGCAUUAGCGGAAAAGAUGUUAUUACAACUAGGCGAUGGAUUACCCAUAGUAAUCGUCAGACCAUCAAUAGUUACGGCAUCGUGGAGAGAACCGAUAUUAGGAUGGGUAGACAAUUUAAAUGGACCGACGGGCCUGUUAGCUGGCGCCGGCAAAGGGGUUCUGAGAACACUGCUAUGUCAUAAGGACUUGAUUGCUGACCUGGUCCCAGUAGAUAUAUGUAUCAACUUAUUAAUAUCGGCUGCCUGGUACACGGCCAUCAAUAGACCAAAGGGAAUAGACAUCUAUCAUUGCACGUCGGGCACAACGAAUCCAAUUUACUGGAAAGACAUCGAACGGUUAGGCCACGAGUUCAUAUUAGAGAAUCCAUUUAGUGACAUUUUGUGGUACCCGGGUGGCAGUUUCAAAAGCAACAGAGUCGUCAACUAUUUGUGUGUAGCCGCUUUUCAAAUGGCACCUGCCUACAUCAUUGAUGCGCUCGCCAAAAUUACCGGUAGACAACCGAGGUUGAUUCGAAUCCAUAAAAGGCUACAGAAAGCGGUAUCGUGUCUAGAGUUCUUCACCACGCACGAAUGGAACUUCAAGAACACAAACGUGCAGAAGCUGUUUACCGAACUUGACCCCAAUGACCAAAAGACGUUUUACUUUGAUGUAUCGCAACUGGAGUGGCGGAGCUACAUCGAGUCGUACAUAUGGGGUACCAGGCAGUUUGUGCUUAAAGACCACCCAAGCACAGUUCCCAAUGCCAAAUUACGAUUGAGACGAAUGUACUAUCUACACCGGACUAGCCAAAUGUUGUGUGUCGUGCUGGCAAUCAGAUACAUAUUACUAGGCAACAAGUCUAUCCGGCGGUUUUGGUAUUCGGCUCUGUGUUUCCUAAUAAAAUGUAUCAGUAACGCUACUUCUUCUCUGCGUCUGCUGUAAGCCGCAGACUCGCAUUCAAUAGAAUAAUAUUAUACUUUCAUUAAUAUUUUAUACACAGCGGUGUCCGCCAUACGACAGUGCAAUGAUCGUAUAAUAUAAUGUAACACGCAUUAUACAUUUCUAUAUUAAAAUAUUACAUUAUUUAGGUAUAUUUUUAGACGAUUGCGUAUUGCUCGACGAACUUAAUUCAAUCAAUGGUAUAGGUUAUCAUUAUAAUAUAUCAUCAAGUAUAUCAACCGGCCAUAAAUAUUAUAUUAUACUAAUUUGUCUCAUUCUGAUUAUAAUUUCCCCUAUUCCGUUAUACUUUGUAAGAUAGUAAUCAGUUACAUUCUUAUUUAUUAUUUUUUCCGCGUCUCUAACAAAUCAUACUAUAUUAUUAAACCUAAGCCCAUAUGACAAGUUCAUUAUGUAUGUUUUUUUUAAUUAUUAUUAUUAUUAUUAUUAUUAUUAUUAUUAAUAUUCUAUACUAUAUACAUAUUAUACACCUUACGGCUUCUGCCAAUGUAAGGCCGUUUUAAAACUAAAAAUUACUUACUUGCAUUACAUAUUUAAAUGUAAUAUACAUUGAAAGACAUUAUUAUAUAAUUAAUUGUAUGUCACACUUAAUCAUCUGCUUUAGAAAUAACAAAUACUGUACCUAAUGUACCUAUAUAUACCAAAAUGAUAAUGAUCGUUGAUCGGUAGUUUGAAACUAAUUUCAAUGAUUCGUUUGAUGAGGCUAAGAAUGAUACCCCCGUUUAAUAACAUAUACCUAUCAUGAAAAUUAUUAUUUUUCCAUUGAUUUAAUAUUGUUUAAUACGUUAACUAUAGUGGUUAUUAUUGAUAGUACGUGAUAUAUUGUAAUACAAUUUUAUAUUUGUGCUUUGAAUUGCAUUGCGAUAAUAUUAAUUUAUAUUCAAUUGUUUGUACACUUUGUUAACUAUGUAUUUGAUUCCAUUGUUAGACAAUAAUUUCCAUUUUAUACGAAGAUUAUUAUAUUAUUAUUAUUAUUAUUAUUAUUAUUUUAGCCAUUUCGAUAAUUAGGAUUGUAUAAUAAUACUGAUACAACGUUGUAAAAUAGUCUAAAAUGCCUACUUGGUAUCCUACAAAUAUUCUAUUCUUAAUUAAUAAAAUAAUUUACAUAUUUAUUUAUUACGCACAUAAGCACUUAUAAAGACAGAAUGUCAUUGUAAUCAAUCCACAAAGACAUUAAUAUAUAAUUGUAAUAUGACAUAAAAAGUGUAAAGAUUCACAGCAUGUUAAGUAGGUACACAUAAAUGUACCUACUCACACCAAUGAAUAAAUGAAAUGCACCGGAAAUAGGCACAAACAUAUUUUGGCUGCAUCCGAAUAAUUGGUUCCCGUACCUAAAAAUUAACAUCCUAAUUGAUUCCCGAUAUUUUCCAACAAUUAUAAAAUGUGACAUAAUAAUUUGAAAAAUUCAAAAACAAUUUUCAUUUUAUUGAUAUUUAAAAUUAAAGAAAUGAAUAAAUGUCAACAACAUGGCGUUUCUAAAU